UCUCUGGAGGAGCAGGAGGUGCCCUGGCCCUGUGCGGCUUCCAUUGAACUGGUCCCAACUCCAGCUCUGGAGAUGGCCCUGCUUCUCCUCCUCUUUGGGGGCUUUUGGACCCAGGUGAUGAGCAACCCUGAAGGUCUGCAGAACACAGCGAUGCCACUAUCUAUCCUCCAUACCGAGGUCCCAGGGACCCAGGUGAUGAGCAACCCAGAAGGUCUGCAGAACACAGCGAUGCCACUAUCUAUCCUCCAUACCGAGGUCCCAGGGACCCAGGUGAUGAGCAACCCAGAAGGUCUGCAGAACACAGCGAUGCCACUAUCUAUCCUCCAUACCGAGGUCCCAAGAAUCUCUGAGGUUCCAAGUAUCUCUGAGGUCCCAAGUAUCCCUGAGGCCUUGGCUGUCGACUCAGCAGUCUCCACUAGGCCAGAGACUGUGGAUCCUGAGGGGACUACCGGCAUCUGGAGUCAGACCCAACAUCUGACUCCACAUCCACCUUCCCCAACCCCCUUUGGACUUCCCGCUGGUGACAUCAUAAACACCCCUGUACCGGAGCUUGCAACCUCCCGGGAAGUUUCCAACAAGACAUCGGUGCAGCUUCCAGAACCGACAGCCGUUUCCAGUGACCUUCCUGCCAGCACAGCCAAUCCUGUGACAGGCAGAGCUGUCUCUUUUACCUCUCUAGCAACCUUUCAAGGGAUUAGUGUACCCGUCACCAUGACAACAAGUUCCAAGGAGACCAGUGAACCCUCUGUGGCUACAACAGUAAGCUCCAAGUCCAGUGGUCCCCCUGUCACCAUGACUACUGAAUCUCUAGGGCUCUCCAGUGAGCCACAUGGACUCCCCACCACCAUAGCAACCAGUUCUGUGGAGAGUUCUAGUGCAGCCGGUGGCACCCCAGUCUCCAACAUAAAAAUAUCCACAAUGUCUACCCCAGAGCCGGUAACCACCAGGACGCCACACCAGGGAUCAAGCGGCAUGUUGCUAGUGCCCAUGCUUGUGGCCUUGUUAGUGGUUUUGGUCCUUGUGGCUCUGCUGCUGUUAUGGCGCCGGCGGCAGAAGCGGAGGACUGGGGCCCUGACGCUGAGUGGAGGUGGGAAGCGUAAUGGGGUAGUGGAUGCCUGGGCUGGGCCAGCCCGGGUUCCUGAUGAAGAGGCCGCAACAGCCGCAGCUUCUGGGUCAGGGGGCAACAAGGGCUCGGCGGCCCUGGAGAGAGAGGGGUCGGGGCAGCGGCCCACGCUCACCACUUUCUUCAGCAGACGGAAGUCUCGCCAGGGCUCGUUAGUACUGGAGGAGCUGAAGUCUGGGCCAGCUCCCGACCUAAAGGGGGAGGAAGAACCGCUGGUGGGCGGCGAGGAUGAGGCUGUGGAAACCCCCACUUCUGAUGGGCUAGAAGCUAAAGACGGGGCUGCACCUCAAAGCAUGUGAGCAUCAGGAGGUCUUCACCCCACCUGCUCCCUGACUGUGGAUCCUGCGCUCAGCAUCCUGGCAUUCUACAUUUGUGAAUACUUGUGAACUAAGUGCAUUCAUUCAUUCGUUCAUUCAUCCAUCCAUUCUCUCCCCCUUUCUUCCACUAUGCUCCCUUUGGAGCCAGUUUCUGAAUCUCCAAGAGGAUAACCUUAGUUGACCUACAAUUCCUUCAAGGAUCCGCCUUGAGAUGCUGGGAUCUGACAAAGAAUGAAAUGUCAAACUUUGGGGAGUAUAUGGCGCCCCCUUCAGGACUCCCAUUUGCUCGGGGGGCCAGCUUAGAGACUGGAUGGGGGCAUCCAGCCUGUUCUUGGGUGAACUGUGACCUGUGACUUUCCUCAGAGCACUCUGGCUUUGGGGUGGCUUGUAGCUGCUGGGAGAAGCUGCCAGAGAUUGACUACUCUCCUGGGGGCAGAAGUGAGAGUUUCUGGCUCCAAGAAGCCUAGCACCUGCUGUGUCCACUCGGAGAUGCAGUUUGUGUGCAAGAUGUGCCGCUUAGGUGAUGGUUGUGAAGAGUACAGACGGUGGGAAAGAGCCCAGCAGGGACUGGGAACCGCCAGAAUGAGGGACCCGGUAACUGCCAAGAGCGCAGGGUCCUCCAUCUCGCUC
Chionomys nivalis (European snow vole) is the source of this 2070-nucleotide messenger RNA. RefSeq names its product sialophorin (gene Spn). The record is from RefSeq and is a predicted model, not a curated record. Gene Ontology annotation, cellular component: external side of plasma membrane. The transcript has 2 exons. Gene Ontology annotation, molecular function: heat shock protein binding; transmembrane signaling receptor activity. Gene Ontology annotation, biological process: regulation of immune response; type II interferon production; defense response to bacterium. Bases 73 to 1422 code for a protein of 449 amino acids. NCBI's taxonomy places the organism in Eukaryota, Metazoa, Chordata, Mammalia, Rodentia, Cricetidae.